Drosophila santomea is the source of this 1562-nucleotide messenger RNA. RefSeq names its product alpha-2C adrenergic receptor. Lineage: Eukaryota; Metazoa; Arthropoda; Insecta; Diptera; Drosophilidae. The coding region runs from base 1 to 357 and encodes 118 amino acids. The transcript has a single exon. The record is from RefSeq and is a predicted model, not a curated record.
AUGCGCAAGGGAACCGCCGCCCUCAAGCGUCAGCAGGUGGCGCAGCUGCGCCAUCACCACCAACAGCUGCUGGCUGCCGCUCCGGAGCUCGCCCUGGCCUCCUCUUCGCGCCUGGCUGCGGCCCUGAUCUCGUCGGCGGUGGCCCUAAGCGCCUCGUCCGCGAGCCUUGUAAAUAAUCACCACAGCCAUAUGCAACAACAGCAACCGCAGCAGCCGCCACAGACGCGCCAUCAUCACCAUCCGGCAACAUACAGGCAUCACCACCACCACCACUCACAUCACUACUCGCACCACCAUCAUCAUCAGUGUCGCUCGAAACGCAAACUGCAGAAAUUGUAUUAUACGCUUUGCCGUUAGAUCUGUAGCCUAACUAUAUCUAUGUAUACUUGUACGAGAGAACGUUUCUUAGAACCACCAGCAAAAUCAGCACUUAGCUUAAGUUGAGUCACACUUUCCACGUCCUAUAUUAUAUGUCCAGUGUUUCGUCCCUUCUUUUUUUGUAUAUGUAUUUAUUUAUUCCCAUUUUUUUGUUUGUAUUUUGUAUCUCUGCUCAUCUCAUUUUCGUAAUUCACCCUAAACUGAAAGCAAAAUCUCAUCAGUGCAAUAAUAUACAUAAUCCGAAUAUAUAUAUAUGUGUAUUUAUAUAUAUGCUGAUUUUAAAGACCUCUCUUAUUUUAAAAAACACUCCAUGCUAUUUAUUUGUAAAUGAAAAAGAUUUGUGAUUUGCGCACAUGAUAUAAACUUCGUAGAGCAACCACUGUAAUCGUAGCGUGUCUAAAGCAAUUUUCGUUUUAAGUACCCCAAUGAAUUUAUACAUCAUCCGCACAGGCGCAUAAAUCUAAACAACCUAAAUCACAUACCCACAAGCCCUCUGAUUAAGUAUUACUUAGCGUACGUAAGCUUACUUUAAGUUGCAACUGAAAAGAAAACCACAACAAAAAAUGUACUUUACUUAGGUUGAUCCCCGGUUUCCAUCGCAAACUGGGGGCAAAGUAUCAAAUUUGUGAGACGAGAGUCGGCGGCGAUAGCAAUCUUCUCGCCAGGCAUAGACGUAGUUUUUUCUGAUUGUGCUGGGCAAGUCAAAGAAGUACUCAAUGCGAAUAAAGCGAAUUUCGCCAAUUCAGAUCAGAGAAAUAAUUGUAAUGGCGCGCGUUCCUUAAACUAAAUAUAUUGAUAUGGAGAUCAUUGCCGCUUCCGCUUAUCCAACCAAGACAAGAAAGCCAGCAAACCGAGAGGAUCCAGUAAAACUUACUGUGCAUAUAAGGGAAUAAUUACACACAAAAUUUCGUACCUUGUAGAAUUUGCAGUUCAAAAUUGCUUUAGAGUUUGUCGGUGUACAUUUUACGGAUUAAAAUGCACAAAACAUUUUUAGGCAAGAACCCUAUUAUCUAAAAUUACAGAAGGUCAUAGAUGUAAAUUAAACAUUAUAAAUGAAAAUUCUGCGAAUUUGAAAGCAAAAAGGUGCAGAGAAAGCCAAGCAAAAAACAAAAAAGAAUUCCCAAUGUAAAUUCUACUGAUUUUUGUGAGUCUGGUAAUAAAAUGAAUAAGCAUACAUAUAUGGA